CUCUAUCUCUCGCAUUUUCUCUUCCCCCAAUCCCCAAUUUGGCAAUUUCCCUCCCUCCCUCUGCCUAUUACUACAAAUACUAGUACCGCUAUGCUCAACUCUUCUCUUCCUUCGCCUCCAUUACCUUAUCUCUAACGCUCUCCUGCUCCUUUCUUUCUCCCAAUCUUCAGCCAGCUCUCUUCUCCUCUUGCCUUCGCCUCCAUUACCUUAUCUCCUUGCUUUCUCCCACGCGAAUUCCUCGCAAGCUUCCUUUCUCCCGGCACCGCAGGAACUCAUUCCCCUGGGCGUCCAUUCUCGACUUCUCGCUCGCUCGCAGCUGCUUCGUAGAGAGAGAAAGGAGGAAAAUGGCGCCUAACAAGAACGGACGCGGCGGCAAGGCCAAGGGAGAGAAGAAGAAGAAGGACGAGAAAGUUCUUCCGACGGUAAUGGAUAUCACCAUAAAGCUUCCCGACGAUACCCGCGUCCUUCUCAAGGGGAUAUCGACGGACAGAAUUAUAGACGUUCGUCGCCUUCUGUGUGUCAACACGGAAACCUGCUCCAUCACUAAUUUCUCCUUCAGCCAUGAGGUGAGGGGGCCGCGGUUGAAAGAUACGGUCGACGUCACGGCUCUGAAGCCUUGCGUGCUCACUUUAAUUGAAGAGGAUUACGAUGAAGAUCUCGCAAUCGCGCACGUCCGGCGGCUCCUGGACAUUGUCGCCUGUACGACCUGCUUCGGUCCGUCGACCGGCGUCCAGGACAAGGCCAAGUCGGACGCCGGUAAGAAUGCGCCGGCUGCUGCUGGCAAGAAGGCCGCCGCUGCUAAGCCUCAGGAAGCCGCCUCGACCGGCGGCGGUAAACCGAAGGAUGUGCCCGAGGAGGAAGGAGAAUUAAGCCAUUCGUGCCCUAAGCUUGGCCAUUUCUAUGAGUUCUUUUCGUUGUCGCACCUCAUUCCCCCUCUUCAGUUUGUUAGGAAGGGAGAGAAGCGGCAGGUUGAUGAGAUUUCAGCCGAGGAUCACCUCUUCUCCCUGGAUGUGAAGCUUUGCAAUGGAAAGCUGGUUCAGGUGGAGGCUUGCAAGAAAGGUUUCUACAGUGUAGGGAAACAGCGGAUUCUUUGCCACGACCUUGUGGACUUGUUGCGACAGCUUAGUAGAGCCUUUGACAACGCUUACAGCGACCUCUUGAAAGCAUUCUCAGAACGGAAUAAGUUCGGGAAUCUUCCUUAUGGAUUCAGAGCAAACACAUGGCUUAUCCCUCCUGCUGCUGCACAAUCGCCAUCAUGGUUCCCUCCUCUUCCUGUUGAGGACGAAAAGUGGGGAGGAAAUGGAGGUGGUCUUGGUAGAGAUGGGAAUAAGGAUCUGAUACCUUGGGCUGAUGAAUUUUCGUUUCUCGCUUCUAUGCCUUGCAAAGAUGCAGAGGAAAGGCAGGUCCGAGAUAGGAGGGCAUUUCUACUCCACAGCCUAUUUGUUGACAUUGCCAUUUUCAGGUCCAUCAAGACUGUACAGCUAGUAAAUGAAAGGCCAGAGUUGCUAAGUUCAAUUACGCAAGGUCAAGGUCUCUAUACAGAGAGAGCAGGGGACUUGAUAAUUACUAUUGUGAAAGAUGCUUCCAAUGCAAGUUCAAAGAUGGACACUAAGAUUGAUGGAAUCCAAGCAACUGGAGCAGAAAAAAAGAAUGUCGUGGAAAGGAACUUGCUGAAGGGCAUAACUGCUGACGAAAAUACUGCUGCACAUGAUAUUGCCACACUUGGUACCGUGAAUGUUAGAUAUUGCGGUUACAUUGCUACUGUUAAAGUUGAGGAAAGGAAGGGGAAUAAAGUUAGUUCAUUUCAAAGUGUUGAACUUGAACAGCCUGAGGGAGGUGCCAAUGCCCUUAACAUUAACAGUUUAAGACUACUACUUCACAAGACAUCACCUUCAGAACACAGCAAACCAACUUUAUCAUCACAAACUACAGAAAAGGAAGACCUCAGUGCUUCCCAGGCUUUUGUUGAGAGACUACUGGAGGAAAGUCUUUCGAAGCUCGAAGAAGAGGAAGCAGAGCAAGUUCCUUUUGUACGGUGGGAGCUUGGAGCUUGUUGGAUACAGCAUUUGCAAGACCAGAAAAAUGCAGAUAAGGACAAGAAAUCUUCCUCUGAUAAGAAUAAGAUGGCUUCCGCAGAAAGAGAAAUAAAAGUUGAGGGACUUGGCACACCCCUUAAGUCCCUCAAGAACAAGAAAAAAACAGAAGAAAGCAAUAUAAAAAUGCAGUCAGAAAAAUUGGAAGUACCUGUUAAUGGUGUACUAGGGGAAGUUGAGGAUCUUACUUUUGCAACAUUACAGCUUGAAAGUGCUGAAAGCGAUGAGCUUUCACUACAGAAGAUUCUGUCAGACACAGCUUUUGCUCGUCUGAAAGAAUCAGACACUGGACUUCAUCGUAAGUCUUUGGCAGAAUUAAUCGACUUGUCUCAGAAGUAUUACACUGAGGUAGCGCUUCCAAAAUUGGUUGCAGAUUUUGGUUCUCUUGAACUUUCUCCAGUUGAUGGACGAACUCUAACUGAUUUUAUGCAUACCAGAGGUCUUCGUAUGCGUUCCUUAGGAUCUGUUGUGAAGCUUUCAGAAAAGUUGUCGCAUGUACAGUCACUCUGCAUUCAUGAGAUGCUAGUACGAGCUUUUAAGCAUAUUCUCCAGGCUGUGAUUGCUGCUGUCGUUGACCAUGAGAAAAUUGCUGUAUCAGUAGCUGCUGCUCUAAAUCUCAUGCUUGGAGUUCCUGAAAAUCCGGAUUCCACUGAUAGUUCAUAUGUCCAUCCGCUUGUAUGGAGAUGGCUGGUGUUAUUUCUAAGAAAACGAUUUGAUUGGAAACUUAGCAGUUCAAACUUCAAAGAUGUCAGAAAAUUUGCUGUGCUUCGCGGAUUGUGCCAUAAGGUGGGUAUUGAAUUGGUCCCCAGGGAUUUUGACAUGGAUUCUCCAUAUCCAUUCCAGAAAUCAGAUAUUGUCAGCCUUGUUCCAGUGCAUAAGCAAGCAGCAUGCUCCUCUGCAGACGGAAGGCAGCUUCUGGAAUCAUCAAAAACAGCCUUAGAUAAAGGAAAACUUGAAGAUGCUGUCACAUAUGGUACAAAGGCUCUUGCAAAGCUGGUUGCAGUUUGUGGGCCUUACCAUAGAAUGACUGCUGGGGCUUACAGCCUUCUUGCUGUUGUAUUAUAUCACACUGGCGAUUUCAAUCAGGCCACUAUAUAUCAACAGAAGGCAUUAGAUAUCAAUGAGAGAGAACUGGGACUUGAUCACCCAGAUACAAUGAAAAGUUACGGGGAUCUUGCUGUGUUCUAUUACCGACUUCAACACACAGAACUUGCUCUUAAGUAUGAUAUGAUAUUCUCUUGUAUUCUCUAUCAUAUGUAUGUAAAGCGUGCUUUGUAUCUCUUGCAUCUUACUUGUGGUCCAUCACACCCAAAUACUGCUGCUACAUACAUAAAUGUGGCUAUGAUGGAGGAAGGGCUGGGAAAUGUGCAUGUUGCCCUUAGAUAUCUUCAUAAGGCUCUAAAGUGCAACCAAAGAUUGCUCGGCCCAGACCACAUUCAGACGGCAGCAAGUUACCAUGCGAUAGCAAUCGCACUGUCAUUGAUGGAAGCAUAUCCCUUGAGCGUACAGCAUGAACAAACAACCCUACAGAUUCUCCGUGCAAAGUUGGGUCCAGAUGAUUUGCGUACUCAGGAUGCCGCUGCUUGGCUCGAGUACUUUGAGUCUAAAGCCUUCGAACAACAAGAAGCUGCUCGGAAUGGUACAAAAAAGCCCGAUGCAUCCAUUGCUAGCAAGGGACACCUGAGUGUAUCAGAUUUACUAGAUUAUAUCAAUCCGAGCCAGGAUGCCAAAGGGAGGGAAGCAGCAGUAAAAAGAAAAAGCUAUGUUACAAAGGUAAAGGGAAAAGGUGAACCACUAACUGAUAUGUCAAGUUCCGAUGAAUCUCCAAAAGAGACAUUUCAAGAAGCACCUGAUGAAGACACAGUUAUUCCUUCCGCCAAAGAAGAGGUUAGUUUGAUGGAGGUUCAGAGUGAACAACCUGACUCACAAGGGACUGUAGAUGAAAAAUCAGUUGUGCCACAAAGAAAGGAAAUAUUAAUACCUGAAACACCUACUGAAGGGGAUGACGGAUGGCAACCAGUUCAAAGACCAAGAUCAGCCGCAUCUGAUGGUCGACGAAGGAAACAGCGCCGAGGGAUCAUUGGCAAAGUUUAUGUUCAUCCCAAAAAGGCUACAGAUGCAGAAAUGGAUUACUCUUCAGCCAAGAACACACUGCAGAAUACUCGGCAAUACCUUGUAAAGAAACGGCCCAUCUCUCAUGGAACUUACAACACUGAUCAAAAUGGCACACUUCCCUCUCAGACGGCCAAGUUUGGGCGGAGAAUAAUGAAGACCCUAGCCUAUCGGGUAAAAUCUGUUCCUUCAUCUAAUAACAAAGAUGGUACCAUGAGCGAGACUGCUGGGCAUGUUGCCAAGGGCUCCUUGUCUGCUCCUACAGAAUCUAGUACGAUUUCUGCUUCAAAUGAGGGUAGUCACUCAUUCAAGAAGAAUCCAGUGGUUAGCCUGGGGAAGUCUCCAUCGUAUAAGGAGGUGGCACUGGCACCCCCUGGUACUAUUUCUAAGCAGCAAAUGUGGUCACCCCUUGCAGAAGAUGGAGAUAAGCCGGAUGUUACUGCUCCUAAUCAUGAAGAGACACAUGAUGCAGAAGAAAGUAUUAUCCUACCAGAAUCAGGGAUACAAUCGGGGGAGCAACAUAUGAGUUCUUCCUCAGAUCACUUGGAAAGAGAACAUGUUUUGGAAAACAUGACUGAAAAUCCAUUAACCGUCUUAGCAGAAGAUAGUUUGAUGGUACCCUCCUGUGUCCAAGAAGCUGAAGAAUCUGGUGUUGCUGAGGCUGGCCUUGAAGAAAAAGGCAGAUUAUUGAUGGAUACUAUCAGAACUUCAAUGAAUUUACCACUAGAGGAACCAUCCAAGAACGGUACUACAUCAGAUUCCAAACACUGCCACUCGGAAAUUAGAGCAGAUAAUAUAGAAGAAGCUUGCCCAGUAAGCUCAUGUCUUGAAGGUAACUCUAGUUUGAAGGAAAUUUCAUCUGCUUCAAACUUGCCAGAGUCUCGCGGUCUUCCCCAUAGGAAGCUAUCUGCUUCUGCUGCUCCAUUCAACCCAUCCCCAUCUGUUGUUGCACGUCCUACUCCAAUCCCUCUCAACAUUCCUCUCCCUUCUGGUGGUCCUGGUGCUGUUUCUCCGUGGCCAGUUAAUGUUUCACUUCACCCGGGUACUGGAACCGUCUUACCCACCUCCAUUAGUCCAAUUCCCUCUCCACACCACCACCCAUUUCCGUCACCUCCACAUACCCCAAACAUGAUGCAACCACUUCCCUUCAUGUACCCUCCUCCUUACAGUAGUCAAGCCCAGGGAAUACCGCCAAGUACUUAUCCCUUAACUAGUACAGCAUUCCAUCCAAGCCAUUACUCAUGGCAGUGCAAUGUGAACCCUAAUGUCUCAGAAUUUGUCCCUACCUCUUUGUGGCCUGGUUGUCAUGUGGUGGAGUUCCCUGCCCCAACACCACCCAUUGUGGCCCCGAUUGCUUAUUCUGUAUUGGACAGUAAAGAGAAAGCAGAGAUUCCGAAAAGUCAAAGUCCUGACUUCCUGCCAGCAGAUAUUGACAGUGUAACCACAGAAUGUAUCAAGGACACAAGUCUUCCAGUGCCAGAGGGGAAGCACGAUAAUGCUAAUGAAGACUCGGCUGUGCUUGGCAUGCAGAAUCUGAAUUCUUCAGACUUGCCAGGGGUGAAAGCUUCCUCCUGUGGGAAUGGUUCCAGUGAGAAUGAGGGCAUCAAAGACUCGGGCAGCAGUGGCGAAAGAACUGGUGAUGGAGAGAGAACUUUCAGCAUUUUGAUUAGGGGUAGGAGAAACCGAAAGCAGACACUGAGAAUGCCAGUGAGUUUGCUGAGCAAGCCAUACGGCUCGCAGUCUUUCAAAGUUGUCUAUAGCAGAAUAGUUAGAGGCAGUGACGCUCCAAAGUACCCUGGUCUUCCUUCAACUGAGGGCUGCACUGCUACUGCUCCGGUUUCAUAGGUUGUCUCCGUUUUUGUGCAAACCUGGAUCGUGCAAGAAAUAUCUUCAAGAUGGAUAGAAGAUGGAAUACUUAUCUCAAAAUACUUCCAUGGGAUAUCAGCAUUUUCAACGUUCUCCAAGUCAUUCAUCCUGAGGCAAACUGAAGAAGUUGCAGGUCAGUCUGUGUAGCCUAAGCCAAGGAAAAGUUUAUUCGAUUUAAUCGGCUUUCGAGCUCCUGGCUUUAAUAUGAUGCUCGACUCCAGAAUUGACUCGGUGCAAGAAUAUGCAGGAACUGCUUCAUCUGGGUGAAGUGGGACUGCAUGCAAAAUACAACAAUUGGGUAGAGUUCCAUUUUUGUUUCUCAAGGUACUUGGGAUGCUACUCUUGGUUACCUUUGUCUCUAGCUUCAGGUUUCCCCCAUUAGAUUGAUAUAAUAACUUGUUCCUAGCUACUCGAUAUGAAAUAAUCCCUUUCCUUCUUUUUUUUAUACGAGGAGAAUUCCCUUUCCCUUUCCCUUUCCCUUUCCCUUUCACAUGCCUGAUUGCUGUUUUUCUAUUUUGUUUUGGCUCAACGCAUGCAGGUUAUGGGGAUUGUGGUUUCUACAAGGUGACAAGAAUAAUGUUGAUUUUGAGAAUAUAGCUAGAAAAUUUUGUUAUCCCGAGAAUCAUGACAGAUAUUAAUUUGUUGUUUCGCUGCAUUGACGGGAAACAAAGUAUUUUUGAGACGUGGGUAACUUGCUGGUCUGUAAAUAGCUUUGUUUCGUUCAUGACUGCAGCUGCUAGCGUCUCUUUCCUCUUGAUGGCAUCUUCUUUCUUGCCAUGAGGAAUAAUCCAAUCCAAUCCUGGCCUUUCUUUACACUUGCGCAAACUUAACAUCCUCUCCCUUAGCUGGAAGUAGGUCGGACAGCCCGGAAUCCUCAAACUUACAAUUGCUGCAUAUAUGAUUAUUCAUUCAUACACAACUUUAGGGCUCAUAUG
Linum tenue is the source of this 7006-nucleotide messenger RNA. The record is from the annotation of a GenBank genome assembly. Lineage: Eukaryota; Viridiplantae; Streptophyta; Magnoliopsida; Malpighiales; Linaceae.